Messenger RNA from Nyctereutes procyonoides (raccoon dog), 730 nucleotides. Its product is annotated as keratin-associated protein 3-3. The coding region runs from base 72 to 368 and encodes 98 amino acids. The transcript has a single exon. Gene Ontology annotation, molecular function: structural molecule activity. The record is from RefSeq and is a predicted model, not a curated record. NCBI's taxonomy places the organism in Eukaryota, Metazoa, Chordata, Mammalia, Carnivora, Canidae. Gene Ontology annotation, cellular component: keratin filament.
AAGAGGAGACAUUUGUAUCCCAGAAACCUCAUCUUUGCAAGAAACCAGGAGCAAACCAGAUUCUCAACACCAUGGCUUGCUGUGUUCCCUGCUGCUGCAGCGUACCCACUGGCCCCGCCACCACCAUCUGCUCCUCUGACAAAUGCUGCCGGUGUGGAGUCUGCCUGCCUAGCACCUGCCCACACACGACUUGGUUACUGGAGCCAACCUGCUGUGACAACUGCCCCCCACCCUGCCAUAUUCCUCAGCCCUGUGUGCCCACCUGCUUCCUGCUCAACUCCAGCCACCCUACCCCAGGCCUGGAGACCCUCAACCUCACAACCUACACUCAGCCCUCCUGUGAGCCCUGCAUCUCAAGCUGCUGCUGAAUGAUGAUUGCUUUGCUCCAUGCCUGACAAUGAAGAACCCAGAAGCUGUCUAUUCAGUAUUCACUUGCCUGGGCAGUUUAUCAGAUGUUGAGGUAGACCAGAUGGCCCAGAUAUGGAAAACCUACUUUUCAUUUUAAUGGGAAAAAAUUGAGACAUUUUUUAUGGUUAUUCGGCUGAAUAAUCAUUUGGAUCAUUUGGGCAGGUGAACAUCAUCUAUUAUCAAAAUACUACUGAAAUCUGUCAGAGCUCUGACUAUAUUUUCUUGGUCAUGUUGCUUCUUGGAUCCUAUUUCUUAUACUGGAUAUUUUCAUAGAGAAAAAAAUUCUUGAUGGGCUUUCCAAUAAACUAUUUCUCUGGCAAGA